Molecule: messenger RNA, 2868 nt
Organism: Prorocentrum cordatum
Lineage: Eukaryota; Dinophyceae; Prorocentrales; Prorocentraceae
Source: the annotation of a GenBank genome assembly
AGCCUGGCCCAGGGACAGCCAGCCGGGCCGCCCCCGCCCUUCGCGCCUGCGCGCGAGCCUGCGCCCCUCCAACCGCUCGCAGGGGGCCAGGCCGGGGGGGGCCAAAUGCAGCCUACCGCAGCCCUAUUCCUGUUCGUGGCCGCGGCGGCCGGGCGCGGCGCGGCGGGGGCCGUGUCGCCGAUCGCCAAGGUGAUCGAGAUGCUCAACGGCAUGCUGGUGACGGGGAGGGACGAGAAGCAGAAGGAGCAGGUGCAGUUCGCCGCCUACAAGCAGUGGUGCACCAGCGUGACGGACGAGAAGACCAGGGCGGUCGAGUCCGCCACGCAGAAGCUGAGCAUGCUGGCGGCCGACAUCCAGGAGGUGACGACGUCCGCGGAGGAGCUGGCGCUGGCGGUGCAGAAGCUCGAGGCCGACGUCGCGACGUGGGAGGGCGACGAGAAGGCGGCCACCCAGGUGCGAGAGAUCGAGCGCGCGGACUACUUGAAGGCUCACAACGACUACACCGAGACGAUUGACGCAAUCACGACGGCCGUAGGCAUCCUGAGAGCACAGCCGCAGAACCGUGCGCAGGCCGUGUCCUUACUGAGCGGCUUGAGCGCGCUGGCCAAGGCCCCCGAGAAGACGCGGAAGGUGCUGGCCGCAUUCCUUUCGCGGGACGUAGAGUUCCAGACCCCAGAGGCGUACGCUUACGAGCUGCGCUCAGGGGGUGUCGUGGACAUGCUCGAGCAGUUAAAGGAUAAGUUCAUCGAUGAGCGUGCGGCGUUGGAGAAGGAGGAGACGAAUAGGCGGCACUCCUACCAAAUGCUUGUCCAGGAGCUGCACACCUCCAAGACCAACGCCGAGGCCAUGAGAUCGGACAAGGUGCAGCAGAAGGCGCAGGACUUGCAAUCUGCGGCCACCAUGAAGGGCGAGGUCAGCGACACCACCGGGACCAAGGAACAAGAUUCGAAAUUUCUCGCAGACACGAAGGCCGUGUGCAGUCAGAAGGCGUCGGACUUCGAGGAGCGGCAGAAGCUCAGGACCGAGGAACUCACUGCGAUCCAAACGGCGAUUGGCAUCCUCAACGACAUGCAGGCCCCGCACGUGGAGUCCGUUCUGAUCCAGAGGCUGGGGAGGAACGGGACCAAGUCUGCGAUGUCGUUGGUGCAGAUCUUGAAGCGAGAGAUCGGCCCAUACCAGGAUGAGGCUGCGAAGUAUUUGCAGGACCGCGCGAAGGCCAUCGACAGCCGCGUGUUGUCGGCAAUCGCAGAGCGCGUCAGCGAGGACCCUUUCGCUAAGGUCAAGAAAUUAAUUCAGGACCUUAUCGUCCGCCUUGAGGAGGAGGCUGGUGAGGAGUUGCAGCACAAGGCGUGGUGUGACAAGGAGCUCAGCAGCAACGAGAAGGUGCGGACGUCUCGAUCCACGGACGUGGAGAAGCUCACCGCUCAGAUCGACGAGAAGAGCAGCAACGUGGCGCAGCUCGGAAGCGAGGUGACCAAACUCACCCAGCAGCAGGCGGACCUGGUCACUGAAGUGGCGACACAGGAAAAGUUGUACCAGGAGGAGAGGGCGAUGAACGAGCAGUCACUCAAGGAUCGGGCGCUGACUGACGUGCCCUUGGCCAGAGGGUGUCCCCAGGGCUCCGCCCGCUUGUGGGCCCUCUUGGCGUUGAUGUUUGAUAGGGAAGAUAUCGGCGAUAUAUGUGUUCCUGCGUAUCGCUGAUACGUUGCGUAGCUCAAAGACGCUUGGGCGAUGGCAGAGCGUGUGAGAACAGCAAGACUAGGAGCAGGGAGAAAAGCGGAAGUUUGGCGGAAGUACGGCCGACGACGUUAUCGAGUCGACAAAAAUCACGCUCCUCUUGUUGGGCGCCACGGGCACCAGGGCGACGAACACUCCGUUCGGUCGAAUCUUCAUUAAGCGGGAUAGGGCGAUUUCUGCUCCGCGCGGACGCAGCCGCCAGGGAGUUGGAGACGGAGGCAGAGGAAGCGGAAAGGAAGGCGGUCGGCCGGAGUAGUCCCUUCGAGUUCGCCGCCUACAAGCAGUGCUGGUGGCGGGGCCUCCUCCUGGUCCUCCUUUCCUUUAGGCUGCGCUGUGCGUUUGUGGAUUAUAUAUAAGUUGCCGCUGGGGCCACAGGGGGUUCCCACACGGUGCCCUUGCUUUUUCCCUUUCCCUCGCUCCUCUUCCUCUUUCCGCUUCUCUGCACCGCACGCGACGGGGAAAGAGCCACACUUUGUUGCAAGAGCGUUCUCAUAGAGUAGUGGGGGCAUCGCUCACUCACCUAGUCCGUGGGACAUGUUGGUGCUCCUGUUGUCCAUAAGGGGGCUGGAUGUGUCCGCUGGAGGAGGUGCGAAGAGACUUCGGAGUGAGGCUUCGCGUGUGCCCUUUCCUUCCAUUUCCCCUCCUCUCCGAAAUCGCGCUGACAAACAAAUAUAAGUGGGAUAGGGCGAGCAAACGGCUCGCACGGCUUGUGAGAUGCAGGCCGCCUAUGUUGAGCAUUACCAUGCUCAGUGCCGCGGGCACAAUGAUCAAAAGAUGCGAAUUUGUCAGGUGAUCGUGAAACAGCGCUGCAGCAACGCGGACGUACGUAAGAACAUGCCAGGUGUAGAAAGUUAUGCAAGGUGGGCUCGAGGAAGGACAUGCCAGGUGUAGAACAAUUCUGUAUUGCUGACGUGCGCAAAGGAAUGCUUGAUGUAGAAAUGUUUGCCAUGCGGACACACGUGCUCUGUCGCUGCCUUUGCUCCUGGAGGUUGGGCUUGGCAUCUCGGCCAGAAUUUGGCUGCCCAGUGGUCUGUCCCCAUCGAUUGACGUCCCACCUGAGAGAGUAAUGAAGCGAAGAGAAGUCGGGGGUCCUAGAAUAUUUCCCCUUAUGCCGGACCCAGUGCUUCCCGC